UUAGUUGCUCUUGUAGUCCGGCAGAGUCUGCUGUAGCAGUAGUAUUGCACAGCGCGAGCAGAGGCAACUGAAUAGAGAACCUGACUACCACAAAGCUAUAGGCUACUUCCACGGAGCGUUAUCUGGGGAGAUCCACUGCAGCGGAUUUAUACAAGAUAUUUUGCUAAGCAGUCCAAGCGCAAUGCCAGAAGAGGGGUCGGAGAGGUUAACUCCUCAGGGGGUCCCAUACAAAGAUAUCCCGCAUAUUAUCAACGCGGAUGGACAGUACUUGUUCUGUAGAUACUGGACACCGGACAGUCCACCAAGGGCACUUGUCUUCAUCGCACACGGUGCAGGGGAGCACUGUGGAGGCUACACCAAUUUGGCGAAGAAGUUCACAGAACAUUCCAUACUGGCGUUCACACAUGAUCAUGUGGGUCACGGGCAGAGCCAGGGAGACCGGAUGGUGAUCUCCGACUUCCAAAUCUUCAUCAGGGACACCUUACAGCACAUCGACAUCAUGAAGAAGAGCCACCCAGACCUGCCUGUGUUCUUAGUGGGACAUUCCAUGGGAGGAGCCAUCUCCAUCCUGACAGCAUGUGAGAGACCGAGUGAGUUUGCUGGCCUGGUGUUGAUCGCGCCGAUGAUCACCAUGAAUCCAGAAUCAGCGACCCCUUUUAAGGUGUUCCUUGCCAAGUUUCUGAAUCAUUUGCUACCAAGCCUGAGCUUGGGGAACAUAGACUCCAAAUGGAUCUCACGAGAUGAGAAAGAGGUGGAAGCGUAUGAUAGCGAUGAGCUGAACUACCACGGAGGGAUGCGCAUCUCCUUUGGGAUGCAGUUAAUGAGAGCUGCCGCCAAGAUCGAGAAAGCCCUGCCUGACAUCUCCUGGCCUUUCCUGCUGCUCCACGGAAACGCAGACAAACUCUGUGAUAUCAGCGGCUCCCAGCUGAUGUACGAAAAAACACAGAGUCAGGACAAAGCACUGAAGGUGUAUGACGGCGCUUACCACGCUCUGCACCAUGAACUCCCCGACACGGCCAGCUCCGUUCUCCAAGAGCUCAGCAGCUGGAUUCUCCAGAGACUGCCAGAAGGAAACCCAGUCCAAUCCAAAGCACAAGCAGAUGUUGCUUUUUCAGCAUGAAGGAUUUCUUUGCAUUCACGUUACUGUUAUAUAUUGAAACUGGCAGCUAUUCACACCACUCAGCAAGCCCCUUGUAUAUAGUUUUUCAUAUAGAGUGGAUUUACUAAUACACGUGGUGUCAGUCUGACUGGGACAUGGCAUGGCUUUGUGUUUGGAAAGGAUGGUGAUGGGAACUCGCAAGAUAGCAUGUUCAGACUGGAUCAAGUGUGUGUUAACUAGUUUUAAGCCUUUUCUGUUAUAAAUGUGGGAAGUUGUUUUAGCCAUGGAAACAUAGCCUUUAUGGUACUGUCUUGCUAAACACACAAGGUGAUGAGGUUAAAAAUGUUCGCAGUGAAAAUUAGACACAAGUAUACAUCUGAGUGACCUUGAGGUAUCUCAGUGGCCAGUCUAAUAUGUGAAGGUCAGUGCAAUGACUUUGAUUAUGCACUACAUACAACAGCAACUCAAUGUUCUGAGAGCAAACUUUAUACCGGUAAUUGUAUGAAGACAUUGAUGGUCUAAAUGUUUGUCAAAAGAGUAACAAGUACAUCUAAAAUAUAAUAAUAAACUAAAUUAUACUUUUUGUUUAGAGAUAAAUGCAGGAAACAACAUUGUUUUAUCCAUAGUUAUACAUGGCUGGUUUCACAGCCCCUGAUUAGCAUUAAUCUUGGACUCCCUUACAAAAGUUUCCCAUAGCAAAAGCAUAGUGAAAGCAUGGCAAAGUAUAGGUAAGCAUUGUAACGAUUAGUGAGGUAUGGUAAAGCAUGGUAAAUGCUGAGUGUAACCCUGGGAAAAGCAUGGGAACUGCAAAAUACUGUGCAAAAAUACUGUGAAACUUUUAUAAGGACUACCUUACCUGAGAUAACAUUAGGUAGUCCAAGAUUAGUGCUAAAAAACCAGCUCAUAUUGUAUAUUUACAUGUUCAUUAAAUAUUUCAUACAUCACAUUAUUUUUAUAUAAAGUUAUCAACUCAAUUGGUUUCCAACACAGUGCUUGUUUCAUAUUGUUUCUUAUUGACUGUUUUUUCAUCUGUGUAUUACAUGCUUGUCUGUAAAUAAUGUUGCUUAUUAAGUUGUGUGUCUUUACUUAAAUACAUGUAUUUCUGAUGUCUUGGAAAAACAUAUGUAACGUAACACUGUUUAUAAACUCUAUGGCAUUUUACAAAUAUGUAUUUAAAAAAUAUAAUAACAAUAUACUUGAUCUUAUACAAGCAAUAUUAAUGGUCUCACUCGAGUACUUACUCUACCGUCCAAAACACAAGGCUGGCAAGGUCCCAGUUCAUGCUCCAUAUCUUCAUUAUAAUGAGAACGACUGUGUUCAUAAAGCAGCAGUGAAGGUAGUGUAUAGCAAGCCACUUCAUUGCUUCUUGAAUACAGUCCAAAAGUUACAGUACUGUUCCUCUUAAGGCAGCAUUUGAAUGAAGUCUCUUUGAAAAGCCUUGCCUCUUGCUGGGAAUUAAUAUCAGCAUGAUUUUAUAAAUGUGUACUAUACUAUUUGUUUAUUUAGCUUGCAUAUAAUAUCAUUAUAUCAGCAGAAUUACUGUUCUCUGGUUUGCAUGCAACUCCAAAAAGGAUGUGUGGAAGUUCUUUUUUAUUAUGUGGAUCAGUAACUAGGACGUUUAGAUAAAGCAUUGAUGGCACAGUCUGCAACUGAUUUAAGUUAGGUAUCUGAGUGCUAUACAACAAAAUGAUACAUUAGUCACAACGUAAAAAUGCCUGUAUGAAAAUAUAUAUAUAUAUAUAUAUAUAUAAUUUAUAUAUUAAUAUUGACUGUCAGUCCAUGAAAUGCCUGUAUAUGUAUGUACCUGCCAAGAAUGAAAUGUAUGUUAAUAUAAAAGGAUAUUAAUGUUUGUUUAUAUGAAUAUAUGUAUUUAUUCAACACAUAGUUUUAACACAUUUUAAAGGUUGUUUGUAGAAAGUCUAUACAUGUUAAAUUUUAAAAGAUGUCCUUGCGUUAUCAUUCACUACCUAUGAAUCUAUAUAUAUAUAUAUAUAUAUAUAUAUAUAUAUAUAUAUAUAUAUAUAUAUAUAUAUAUAAUGUGUGUGUAUGUGUGAGAUAAUCCACUGUUUGAGUGCCAUUAGGUACAAUCAGUGUUGCAUUAUUUGAACAGUGAUUCACCACGUUUGAGUUGUUUUAUUUAGUUACUGUCAUUGCCGAGUGUCAUUGUUAUCCCACCUCUUAGCAAUUAAACCACGUUAGUAUAAACAAUUUAAUUGAUUUUCAGAUAAGAAAGUGAGCAAUUGACAACUGCUGACGAAAAUGAACCAAUGAGCUCAUCAAAGAAUUAGGUCAUACAUAUAUAGUAUUUUUCAUUUGUUUUGGUUUGAUUUAUAUAAUAGCAACGCACUGUUAUGUAUAUAUUGUAACUGAGUUUAUGUGGAAAAUAAAACCUAUAAACUAAUAAGGAGUCUUGGCAGUCAUUUCCUUUAGCUGCAAUACCUAGUGUGUUAAUAGAGGAAGAUAAUAAUGGAACUCGAGGGAGUUCCAUCAUUACCGAGGAACAUGUCACAGCAAUGCCAUUAUCACUG
Messenger RNA from Acipenser ruthenus (sterlet), 3627 nucleotides. RefSeq names its product monoglyceride lipase-like. The coding region runs from base 182 to 1120 and encodes 312 amino acids. Gene Ontology annotation, molecular function: lipase activity. The record is from RefSeq and is a predicted model, not a curated record. NCBI's taxonomy places the organism in Eukaryota, Metazoa, Chordata, Actinopteri, Acipenseriformes, Acipenseridae. Gene Ontology annotation, cellular component: membrane. The transcript is spliced from 8 exons.